Episyrphus balteatus (marmalade hoverfly) is the source of this 948-nucleotide messenger RNA. Its product is annotated as protein takeout-like. Bases 190 to 939 code for a protein of 249 amino acids. The record is from RefSeq and is a predicted model, not a curated record. Lineage: Eukaryota; Metazoa; Arthropoda; Insecta; Diptera; Syrphidae. The transcript has 5 exons.
CAAAAAUUUGAUCAUAUCUUCAAAAAAUAAAAAUAAUCAAACUUGUUUAGUGUAUAUUAAUAAAUAAAAAUGGAAUUAUGUAUAAAAAGCAUCUGCAAGCUAAUAAGCCAGUUUAAUCGACUGUGAUAGACUCCGAGCCUCAUUACCUGGACCGGAAUAUAUUUUUUGUAGCCAUAACAAUUGUUCAUAAUGUUUCGAUCAAUUUUGAUCUUUUCGAUAGUUUUAUUGUUAACUGUGUUAAGUGCUGCAGAGCUUCCUGCUGAUGUUUUAAAAUGUAAAAAAACCGACACUGAUUGUCAAAAGGAAAGUCUUCAUCAAACUCUUCAAAAACAUCCUGAUGGAUAUGGUCCUCUAAAUCUUAUUAGAAUUGAACCAUUAACCAUAAAAAGCUUACACUUGCCAAAAGUUGCUGGAAGUCCAGUUGGUAUUGAAUUAAAUUUUAAGGAUAUCAAAAUGCUUGGUAUUAGCGGAGCUAACAUUCAUAAAGUUUCUGGUGUUAAAGAAAAGGGUCAAAAUGUUUUGUAUGAAAUAGAAUGUGAUUUUCCACAAAUUAUAAUAGAUGGGCCUUAUAGUGUGGAUGGACAAGUUCUUGUGUUACCAAUUGUUGGAGAAGGAAACAGCAAAAUUAUAUUUGACAAUGUUGAUUCCAAAAUCAAAGGCAAGGCUUCGCUUGUAGAGAAAGAUGGCAAGAAGUAUCUGAAUGUUGAUAAAGUUCAUUUGGACUUGCAACCAAAGAAGGCAACAUUUGCAUUCGAAAAUCUCUUCAAGGGUGACAAAACUCUUGGAGAUAAUAUGAAUAAGUUUUUAAACGAAAAUUGGGCUGAAGUUUAUAAAGAACUUAAACCAGUUAUUAUGGAAGCUAUGGGUAAAAUUUUGAUUCACAUUUGCAAUGGUGUAUUUUCAAAAAUUGAAUAUUCUGAAAUGUUUUUAACAGAAUAGUUAGUUAAA